Molecule: messenger RNA, 987 nt
Organism: Saprolegnia parasitica CBS 223.65
Lineage: Eukaryota; Oomycota; Saprolegniomycetes; Saprolegniales; Saprolegniaceae
Exons: 5
Coding region: 22-900 (292 amino acids)
Source: RefSeq, a predicted model, not a curated record
CUUCUGCCCGACACGAGGCAGAUGCGGUGCCACCAGUUUCCGCUGCAGAAUGGCGCGAUGCAUCCGGUUGCCGCAUGGUCUCUGGACGGCCAUGAGAUCCCGCAGUCGGCACGCGACCACCUACAUACUCUCUUUUACCAGCCGCUCCACCCUACGUUUCUGCCAGCGUGUACAUGGUCUCUGUCGCGCACACAACCACCGUCGGACGUGCUUCUCAACGUGCACGUGGGUGUUUCCAAGGGCGCAGGUGGCACUCAAUUUCUUGUCUCGGGCGACUAUGCGUUCUACCAUUACAUGCAGCAAGGGAUCAACGACAAGGUAACAUUUAUUCUGGAUCGCGUCCUGAAGACCAUGCAUCAUCGAUUAGGGUUGGGGUUGUGCGUAUCGGUCGCUCCAGACCCUGGCUUCGUGGCUAGUCUUCAACCGCUACACUUCGGUCAUCAACACAGGGUUCCCGUCCCGACCCACCGUGAGAUUCAAGAAACACUGGUGCACAUUGGCGACAAGCCGCCCCGUUUUCUCGGCUCGUCCGACUGGAUUGGGUCGAUCGAAGUGGGGUUUGUGCUCGACGAGCGCUACGGGAUCACAUUUCGAAGCCUCUCCUGUGCGUCGGGCGCCGACUUGCCGUCCCGGGCGCACGACCUCGCGCUCCAUUUUGAAUCUCAGGGAACGCCCGUCAUGAUGGGCGGCGCUUCCAUGGCGUACACGUUGCUUGGUGUUGACAUCCAUGCGUCGACGGGCGACGUAGCGUUUUUGAUUCUGGAUCCGCACUACACUGGUCCCGAUGAUCUGGUGACGAUCCAAACAAAGGGCGUCGCGUGUGGCUGGCGCAAAACAACGUCGUUUGCGCCAGGAAGCUUCUACAACUUUUGCCUGCCCCAGCGCCCAGAGCUGCAUUGAUCCACGAUUCGAACACGGGAUUUGAUGUCCCGCGGCCGGCGUACGAGACACAGUUAUACAUGCUGCAAAGUAUCAAUAUCAGCGAAA